AUGCGUAAAUAUCAACUCCGUGACAUUGUGACAUGCCUUUCGAAUCGACGCGUCCUGUUUGUUGGUGAUUCCGUGGUCAGAACACUCUUCUACACCUUGGUAAAAAAAGUGAACCCCGAUGUAAAUACAACCAACAAUGCUCACUCAAAUCUGCAUAUUUCUGCGAGUGACAUAAAUUUCGAAUUCAUAUGGGACCCUUAUCUAAAUUCAUCGAGGGUUGACCUGAUGUUCUCCCGAAGACCAGUUGGAAAGAGACCGAGCAUUUUAUUACUAGGAUCAGGAUUAUGGUAUCUGAGAUAUCGGGAUUCGGGCGGAGUUGAGGUGUGGAAAAAGAAUAUGAACAAAAUACUGGAUUCUAUUACGACAUCAAUACGGUCAGAAAACAUUACCGAUACAAUACUUGUAGCGCCGUUGGAACAUUUGUUCUACCGAAGGCUAAGCCAAGCUCGUGAGAACACGAUGCACAAGCAUGACAUUGAUAAUAUGAAUGAAUAUCUUUAUAUCAAGAGACGACAGCAAACUGAUACUAUCGGGGGGAGAGGAGGGAAAUUUUAUGUGCCUUUUGUUUUUAACAAGAUCCUCGAUGGAGUUCCGAAUGCUACACAAGAUGGAUUGCAUUUCACCGAAGAUUUAACGAACGUGCAUGCGGAAGUUUUGUUAAAUCUCAGAUGUAACAACAUUUUACCAAAGAAGGCACCCAUGGAAAAUACUUGUUGCUAUAGGUAUCCCAGAAGUAAUUGGGUACAAUCUCUAAUAAUAAUGUUCUUCUUGGUGGUCGUCCCCAUAGGCAUUUAUUAUAGAACGUAUGAAACUAGAAUGGUGAAGCUUCUGGAAAAAAUUGUUCCAUCCAGAUCAAUAUUAUUUUCACUCAUGACUUUCGGCCUCUCCGUAACAUACAUGUUCUUGUCAGAUCGGACCAUCUUAUUCUCGAAAUCCCAAAAACAAUUCGAUUCACGAAAAUUCACUUUUCUCACAUUAUUCUACGUCCUCAUAGGUUUUUUCACCACGAGGACCAAGGAAAAAGAACAACCCUUCCUUAACCGAGAUCAAACCGACGAAUGGAAAGGUUGGAUGCAGCUCGCAAUAUUGGUGUAUCAUUACUUUGGUGCAUCGAGCGUCCACGGUAUUUAUAAUUCGAUCCGUGUGCUCGUGGCCGCAUACCUUUUCAUGACGGGCUAUGGACACUUCAACUUCUUCUACAAGAAAGCAGACUUCAGUCUUCAACGAGUGGCAACGGUGGUAAUUCGACUAAACUUGCAAACCAUCAUCUUGACAUAUCUCAUGGACACAAAUUACCUUUUAUAUUACUUUUCACCAUUAACCACCUUCUGGUUCUUCGUAAUAUACGCAACCAUGCGCCUGAGAUCCAAUAAAAAUAGAUCAACGCGCUUCCUCUUCAUGAAAAUAAUUCUUUCGAUUAUAGUCUGCAGUUUGUUCGUAUUAACUCCCGGAGUAUUGGAAAAAACAUUUGACCUCUUUAAUUAUCUCUUUAAUAUCACGUGGUCAGCGCACGAAUGGAGAUUCCGACUACGGCUCGAUUUGUUGAUAGUAUUUGUCGGCAUGUUAGUAGGGCUCAUCAACAUUAAAUUUCAAGAAUCUCGAAUUUCCGAAAAGUCAUAUUUUCCCAUUUUACGACACAAUAUCAUUCUCUUAUCCCUCGUAAUAUUGAUCGGCUACAUCUUUGGAAUUUCGAGACUUGGCAAACUCGAAUAUAAUAUUUAUCACCCUUACAUCUCUUUCCUGGCCAUACUAAGUUUCAUAAUCCUUCGUAAUGCCACAAAAUAUUUAAGAAACACUACAAGCGGACUGUUUGUAUUUUUCGGACAUUUCUCGUUAGAGACUUUCAUCACUCAAUUUCACGUGUGGAUGGCGGCCGAUACUAAAGGAUUAUUGGUGGUCACACCUCCAGAAAUGUUCUGGACAAACUUCGCGAUCACAAGUUUUAUUUUUAUUUAUGUUAGUUACUGGUUGUCGAGGUCCGCUGGAGAGUUGACAAGUUGGAUAAUUGGCGAAAAAAGUAAUGCUCACAGAGUGAUAAAUGAUGUGCCAAUAGGUACUUCAGGGACGAUUACGUCGCUGAUGCAGCCGAAAAUCGGUAAUUGCAAGAACGAUGAAGCAAACGAUUCCGUGGUUGUGAUAUGUAAUAAUGGAGAGUCGAACGAACUGAGUAAUAAAACGACGAACCUUAAUGGAUAUAUGAUUAGAUGUAUGAAGAGCAG
Messenger RNA from Acaulospora morrowiae, 2219 nucleotides. The record is from the annotation of a GenBank genome assembly. Lineage: Eukaryota; Fungi; Glomeromycota; Glomeromycetes; Diversisporales; Acaulosporaceae.